This is a messenger RNA of Malus domestica (apple), 1970 nucleotides long. RefSeq names its product probable galacturonosyltransferase-like 7. NCBI's taxonomy places the organism in Eukaryota, Viridiplantae, Streptophyta, Magnoliopsida, Rosales, Rosaceae. Gene Ontology annotation, cellular component: Golgi apparatus. Gene Ontology annotation, molecular function: glycosyltransferase activity. The record is from RefSeq and is a predicted model, not a curated record.
UUACAAUUUAUGUUUAGCCGUGGAUUUCUAUGGUGGAAAAGAAAAGGCUUCUUCUCUCUACUAGUUGUGAGUGCCUUGGCUCUCUCUCUAUCACAGUUUCACCCAGACGACUCACAGGAAGUAAAUAAUAGAGUGAGGCAGGACAGAGGGAGAGAGAGGGAGGAGGAGAAGAAGGGGAAGGGUAGAGCUGAACCUGAACCUCUUGUUGUUCGCCGUGGCUGGCGUACGUGGUGUUGAUGGAUGGUGGUUUUUCCUCCUCUCCGUCUUUAUCUACCUAAAAUAUCCAAAAGAUCGCUUCGCUUGGUUCCCACGGCAACAGCCUCCACACAGACUUUGAUAGAGAGAAAGAGAUCGAUUCUCUCCCUCCCACUCCCACCUUCUGCAGCGGCAACAAACCACCCCUAAUUUUAUUACUUUAUAUUCGUUCAUUCAUUCUCAAGGUCAAAGCAUAAAUCGGUCGCUCUAUUUCUACAAUUCUGGCGGACCUCAAAGGAACCUUGGCGUUCCUUUCGUCGACAGUUGUAGCGGAACAUCAUUACAAUUUCUUAGAUUUCUUCGAUUUCUUCAAUUUCUUCAAUUCCAAGACGAGGUGGUGGAGGAGGAGAAGAGGUGGACCUUUCUGCAGCGGCGAUAGUAGUACAAGCACAGAAAAGAAGCGAAAGAAUAUGCUCUGGAUUAUGAGGUUCUCUGGCUUCUUCUCUGCUGCAAUGCUCAUGAUCAUUCUCUCCCCGUCUCUCCAAUCCUUCCCUCCUGCCGAAGCCAUCCGAUCCCCUCACCACUAUCUCGAUUACUCUUACCUCCGCCUUCCUCCCCCGACGGAUUCCGGGGGAGGCCACUUCAACUUCCGGAAGGCCUCCGCAUACCGCAAUGCCGAUGAAUGUGCCUCCUCCUACGGCGCCCCAGGAAUGUGCCAUCCCAAUUUGGUACACGUGGCCAUCACUCUAGACGUGGAGUAUCUCCGAGGGUCAAUCGCCGCCGUGCACUCGGUCCUGCAGCACUCGCUUUGCCCGGAGAGCGUCUUCUUCCACUUCCUGGUGUCGGAGACGAAUCUGGAAGCCCUAGUGCGAUCCACUUUCCCGCAAUUGAAGUUCAGGGUGUACUACUUUGAUCCGAGGAUGGUGCGGAGCCUGAUCUCGACAUCGGUGAGGCAAGCGCUGGAGCAACCGCUCAAUUACGCCCGCAAUUACUUGGCGGAUCUACUGGAACCCUGCGUUGCCCGGGUCAUCUACUUGGACUCCGAUCUCGUUUUGGUCGACGACAUAUCCAGGCUCUGGGCUACCAGCCUCGGCUCCAGAACCAUCGGGGCGCCCGAGUACUGCCACGCCAACUUCACCAACUACUUCACGCCCGCUUUCUGGGCCGAUCAGCGGUUUUCCGGCACCUUUGACGGCCGGAAGCCUUGUUACUUCAACACCGGUGUGAUGGUGAUAGAUCUCGUGAGGUGGAGGCGGGCCAAGUACACCAAGCGGAUCGAGAGGUGGAUGGAGAUCCAGAAGAGGCACCGGAUCUACGAGCUGGGGUCGCUGCCCCCGUUUCUGUUAGUUUUCGCGGGGCACGUGGCGCCCAUCGAGCACCGCUGGAACCAACACGGGUUGGGAGGUGAUAAUGUGAAGGGCAGCUGCCGUGACCUGCAUCCGGGAGCGGUGAGCCUGCUGCAUUGGUCGGGCAGCGGGAAGCCGUGGCUGAGGGUGGACUCGAAACGGCCGUGCCCGCUGGACGCCCUCUGGUCACCCUACGAUUUGUACGGACACACUCUUUGAAAUGGAAGCGCAACAAGACGGUCGCCGGUAAAUUCCCUCUAGCACCUGUUUUGUCACAAUUUUUUUUUUUUUGGGUUUCCCGAUUGAAUUUGCCAUUUACUUUAUUUUUGUUUAGUAUUUUCCUUGAUUGUUUUGUAUCAUCAUCAUCAUCUUCUUCUUCUUUCUUUUGAAAUUUUGUUAAUGAUUAGGUGAUCUCUUUGUAAGAAUAAA